Alternaria triticimaculans is the source of this 585-nucleotide messenger RNA. RefSeq lists its product as uncharacterized. The transcript has 3 exons. Bases 1 to 585 code for a protein of 194 amino acids. The record is from RefSeq and is a predicted model, not a curated record. Lineage: Eukaryota; Fungi; Ascomycota; Dothideomycetes; Pleosporales; Pleosporaceae.
AUGGACUACUCCAUCCGAGAGACACCGGAACAAUUCAAGGUAUUUCUUGGGUCGUUUAAGGAGACGUUACAAGACCUUGGCCUAGGAAGGAGAGUCCUUCCCAUUUGUUCUUAUGUUAUCUUUCCAUCUAAGGUCGCCGAGCCAAAGCGAGGACUGCACUGGGUCACCGUCCGCUCCACGUUCAUGGGGUGGAAUCAUGAGGGCCAACAAGCAUUGCUAAAAAAACGCCGGGAUGGCCUUGCAAAGUCUUUCGCUCACCUACCUGCUAUGCAGAGCGCCAAACAAGACCUCAUCAACAACUUCAAGGCCCAUGACAUUCCGCAAGGUACCAAGUCACCGUACAAAAAGGCUCCUCCAUCUCUUAGUCCUGGUAUCGCUUUCAACAAUAACAUCAAGGCCCGCUUGCCUUGUCAGAUAUGCGGGUACUUCCAUAAUUUCCACAUCUCGCAUAAGGUUGGAAAGACGAAAAGGAUGGACGAGCGCCUUUGGAAGAAGGAAAGGGCGAUCUUCUCGUGCGCCGAGCUGGGUGUCGCUGCAAUUAUGCAUUGCGUUGACGAGUUCGACCGAAGGCGCGAGGGGUCGUAA